AUGCCAAUUAAAUCGUUGGAACUGUACCUUUUUGAGAGAGGCCUCGUCGGCACGUACCCAAUUGAGGCUCUCAAGAAUACCACUCUGGGUAUCGAUGUAAAUCACUACGUUUCAAGACUAUUGACGAGUAAGAAGGAACAAUUUUUAGAUGCCAUUGGUGGGUUCCCAACAAGUUUGAAUCUAUAUUUAGAGAGUGAUCUUAAAAUAUUCAAAGAAUACAAAGUCACUCCAGUCUUUAUUUUUGACGGAUCUUUAACGGCAAAUCAAUUGGACGCAGCAGGUUAUUUUACUGCCACUGCAAAUGAAGUCGCUGCAUCUUCUACUACAUCCGAUUUAUCACGGAAUUCUAGUGCUUCAUCACAGGCCUCAAAGACUAACAAAGAGUUGAUGUUGUUUCAAAGGCACAAGGCAUGGACCCAAUGGAGUAAUUUAAUGACCAGCAAUCAAAAUUCCUACAUCGAUCAACCUCUACAACCACAGGAACCAUUCAGAUAUAAUACGAUCAUGGAAUCAAAAAGAUACCAGGCAAAUUUAAUUGACUAUUUUAUCGAGCAUGAUAUCACCUAUCAAGUCGCACCAUUCACAUCAUGGUCUCAAUUAUCCUAUCUCCUAUCAAAGGGUUACAUCGAUGCAAUUUAUGGUCCGACAGAUUGUUUGAUGCUGAAAAAUGUUGACAAAUUCAUUCUCGGAAUGGAAUUUCCAAAUAAAGAUUUCAGAUUUAUUGAUAGAUCAAGAGUAUUAAAAGAAUUCCAUUUGAAUCAUGAAGAAUUUAUUGAUAUCGCAAUGGCUGUAGGUAAUGAUUUACAACCUUAUACUUUACCACCUUUGCAAAUAUACCCAAAUUCAAAGGUCUUCGAGAUUGCGUUAGAAAUGGUUUUAAAUACAGGAACUAAUUUUUAUGCUUACCAAUUUUCAAAUCAACUGGACAAUGGUGCUGAUAAUUCAUCUUCAAAUUACGUAGAAAAAUAUCACAAGGGUAUCGCAUCUUUAAGAUACAUGCCUGUAAUGCAUGAUAAUGGGAGAGUCGAAGUAUAUUUGGCGGAAGCCGAUUCUAUUGAACAGUCUCUAGAAAGCCGUAAAUCAUCUCUUUCUUCAAAUUCAGUAUCGUCCAGCCGUUCUAAUAGCGAUUCACCAAUUGAAAAAAAAAUGGAAUCCUUGUCUGUGGCAUCAGAAAGUACCACAACAACCUCUGCCACUAUUGGUGACAGUGCUAAAAACAUGGCAAUUCCCAAUGACAUUCACGAUGUUAUUACUCAAAAAUUACCGGCCGAAUACUAUUUCUAUAGAUCCCUUGGUCUUGCAACAGGUAAUUUGUUCGAUGCAAUCACCACCGGUGUAUAUCCAGAAGAACCACCAUUGGAUGGUGGUUCUUCAAAUUCUUACAGGGAAUUAAUUUCAAAAUCAGUUGAAGCUUUUAAAAAUAAAGAAAUUAAUCUAUUAACCCAACCGAUCAAUAGAUAUUUCCAAAUGAAACAAAUCAAUUUAGUUAAAUGGUUUUCUCCAAAUAACAAGACAGGAUUGACCAACAGAAUUUCCCCAUCAAUCUUUGAUAGAUUGAAUCAUUUAGUAGUCAAGACAGACUUGAACGAAAAUGAAUUUUCCAUUUCUGAAUUUAUUACAAUUUUAAACAAUUCGAAAGAUAUUUCCAAAGAUUUCAUUUCAGAAGAUGCUAUCUUUUCCAAUUCACUUCCAUUAGAAAAGAAAUUGACUAAUUCCUUCGAUCUAUUAUCAACAAGUUUAUUAAGAUCAUUAGUUCAAUUGGAAUUUUUCGAAUAUAAUUUCUCGCAAAGAAUUUUGAAACCAACAAAAUGGGGUGAAGUACUACUAAAGUUUAACGAUUUAUCGAUUGACUCAAAAUUCCAUGAAAGGUUAUUGGUACUCCUAGUUUUCUUAAAGUUAGAUACUUUGAAAUUAUCCGAAGAAAUAAAACCUGUAGUUCGUUCUGCAUUAUCCGAUCAUACCCUACGAUCAUAUCCUCAGGAAUCAACAUACAUCCUAUUGUUAACCCGUUUAUUAACAUUGUACCAAGUUGAACAAAAACCAAGCAAUUAUCAUGGUCCAAUCGAUAAAAAAACCUUAAUCUUUAGAGAACAUUUAGAUUAUGUCAGAGACAAUUUAAAGAAUUUAUUUGAAGCUACUAUCAUUUCAUCACUUACUUCAAAUGAAUUUGAUAGAUUAUCUCUUGACAACAACGAUUGGAAAACUUCGAUUGUUCACAAGAUGCCAUUCAAGUUAGCGUUACCAAACACUAUUAUGGCAAUGAUGAUUCAAUUUUUCUUGCAAAAAUACUUACACAAUGGGAAUGCCAAGAAUGAUGCGCUUACCUUGGUUGCCACCGAAUUCAGCACUUACAAGACAAUCCCAGAUUUGGGCGAACAAUUUGAAAAUGCUGUUGAAUACCUAACUCAAUGUGUCAAUUUAGUCAAAGAGUUAUCUUCUCAAAGGUUAAUGAAAAAUGACGAGGCAGCAUUGAUUGCAAAGGCCGUCGAGUUCACUAAGAACGCCAUUUUAAAUGAUAAGAAAGAAAUUUAA
Messenger RNA from Kazachstania africana CBS 2517, 2532 nucleotides. It is a transcript of the gene MKT1, whose product is annotated as Mkt1p. Bases 1 to 2532 code for a protein of 843 amino acids. The transcript has a single exon. Gene Ontology annotation, cellular component: nucleus. The record is from RefSeq and is a predicted model, not a curated record. Lineage: Eukaryota; Fungi; Ascomycota; Saccharomycetes; Saccharomycetales; Saccharomycetaceae. Gene Ontology annotation, biological process: DNA recombination; mismatch repair; DNA double-strand break processing. Gene Ontology annotation, molecular function: 5'-3' DNA exonuclease activity; 5'-flap endonuclease activity.